Oikopleura dioica is the source of this 2046-nucleotide messenger RNA. Lineage: Eukaryota; Metazoa; Chordata; Appendicularia; Copelata; Oikopleuridae. The record is from the annotation of a GenBank genome assembly.
AUGGGUCAGUUUGCACUGAACACAUCUGAACCGCCUACAGAGGAAGACAUCCUCGCCAUAGAUGAACAGAACGAUCUCGCAGAGAUGGACGCUGACGAGGAACUCCGUCUUCUCGCGGAGAAUCCACUACCCCCAGAAGGACCUGAAUUAGAAUACGGGCCUUUAGAUAGCGAUGAUGAAGAUAUGACAGACCUACAGUCUCUCCCGGAUGUAAAUCAUACAAAUUCAAAAGAAAUAAUGACAAAAGAAUGCAUCACCCCACCUUUGGAAAGAUCAACCGCUGCUAGUAAUUCUUUUCGUGGUCCUAUUGCGAACAGCUCAAUGAUUUCCCCUCAAAGCGGGAUUGAGGAUCAAGGAGCCUCUUUUGGGUCGUUCGAAGAGACUGUUAUUCGAAACACCCGCGAGACUCCUCAUGAGAGAGCAAUGCACAAACUCCGCCAGCGCCAAAAGGAUUCUACCAAAAUACCACCAGCCGAGUGGGGAGGAGCUAUCACCCGCACAAGUUCAAUUGCUGCUUCUGUUACCAGUGAAAUUCGAAGAAAUUUCAAUGCUAACCUGAAUUUUCAAAGUGCCAUCAGCGAAGCUCACUCGAUGCAGAGAGCUCCUCCAAAUUCAAACGGCAAUUCUACUCUAAAUACGACUGAAAGUGGAGCGAUGGAUGAUGCGGGGAUUCAAUCAUUUGAAACCAGAGCCAAUGUUUGCGUAAAGACUGAGCCGUCACCAGAUGGAAUGGAAUUACAUCAAAGAAAAUGUCGUAAACUUCAAGACCGCGUGCAAGGAUGCUUAGAUUUUGGGAGACAUCUUCUUAGCCGAGAGAGUCUGCGUCACGUUGAGUUGUCGCACGAUUUCACGAGGGAAGAGAACCUAGCUGAGUUUUUCAAAAAGACCGUGGGGGACCUCAAGAAUAAAAUCGAUAGAAAAUACCAAGACUAUAUAGACGCUGUACAACUGCAGCGCGAGAUGGAGCUAAAAAAACUGGAGCACGAUAGUGAACGUAAACUUACUGCACUCCUGCAUUCAGCCGGUGUAUUGAAUAAGAUCUCAACGAUUGAGAAAAGUCUAGAAAAAGAAAGUAAAGAGCUCGAUUGGAUGGAGCAGGAUCCCUUGUGCAACAUCAACUACAACUAUGAUGCGAAGAAAACGGACAUCGAUUCUACUCGGCAAGCUUUCAUCGCCUGCCGCGACGAACUCUUCAGACAAAUUACAAACCGAUGCGGAACCCUUUUCUCCGUGCGAUAUUCCGCCAGAACACCGAAGAAAGACAAGAAAAAAGAAGACCCAAAAGAAGGGGCAAUUGAUCUCUCAAAAACGUAUCAAGAACCGCCGACUAGUUCUUGUACAUCCAAAGAUUCAGUUUCUACCAUGCCCUCGCGACGAGCAAUGUCAAAGAGAUCCCGUACUGAAGUUGAGGACCACCAAGUCCGCAAGAAGACAGCUUCGUUUCCAAUUCAUAAUGAAGCUCAAACAGCCCAAAGACCUCGAAAUCUACCAUCCCGAGGUUACGCGCUUCCCCUGAAGAUGACUGGGAAGGAGCAUCAAGCCGAUCUUCUGCAGAAGAAAGGUAGUACUUACUCGGAAGCAAGAGCUCCUGAUCGAAACCAGUUCAACAAUCGUUUUGUUUCGGAUAAGCACUUCAAAAAAGAGACUAUCAAUCUCAAACAACCCAACGGAAAGUUCAUUCAGCAAGAAAUAAAGCUAACACCAGGAAUUCCAUGGAAAGUCAGAAAAGAUCCAUUUUCAAACAAAAAGGCAUACGAAGGAAUUUAUGACUUCAUUGAUAUCUUGGGAAGUGAUCCGUCCAUCACGCCUCACCAACUUUGCAAAGGACAUCCUUCAUACAGGGCCGUUGAUUUGGGAAUACACCCCAAAGAUCGCAGACAAGAUGGUUACGAUCCAAGAAGACAUGUUGCCGAGUUGAGAACGCUUUAUAAUAUAACGAAUCAUCAGCGAAGGCACCAGUAUGGAAGAGUGGAGAAUCAAUGGAGACGAAGAUAUUUAAAGCGUGUUGAAUGGUUAAAUAGAAUUUCUGGACAACUGCACGGCUAA